AUGGCUACGAAUGGUAAUGGUGCAUCUCUAUCUACCGAUGAACGCUUAAAACAAGCCUUUGAAGUGCUUUCGAAACGAAACCACAAUCGUCCACUAAGUUUCAAAGAUGCUGGAACAGCCAUACGUGCCGCUGGCUACAGCCCGUCGAACAAUGAAUUGAAGAAGAUAUUAGCUGUGUCUUCUCCUCACCAGCUAUUCGAUUUAGAUACCAUUGAAAGUUCAUGUAAAGGUUUGAAGAAACGUUCGGAAAAAGAAGUGCAUGACAGCUUACGUUGCUUCGAUUACGAACGAAAUGGUUUCAUAUCAGCUCAAGAAUUGAAAUACUUCUUAAGUACUCGCGGCGAAAAACUAAGCGAAGAAGAAAUCGAUGACAUGUUACGCGAUUUGGACAUUGACCAGCAAGGUAUGUUAUCAAUCGAACAAGCACUAACGUUGUUUUUCGUCGGUAAUUAUACUGAUUAA
Molecule: messenger RNA, 462 nt
Organism: Adineta ricciae
Lineage: Eukaryota; Metazoa; Rotifera; Eurotatoria; Adinetida; Adinetidae
Source: the annotation of a GenBank genome assembly